This is a messenger RNA of Sphaeramia orbicularis (orbiculate cardinalfish), 4837 nucleotides long. RefSeq names its product arf-GAP with coiled-coil, ANK repeat and PH domain-containing protein 3-like. Gene Ontology annotation, cellular component: cytoplasm. Lineage: Eukaryota; Metazoa; Chordata; Actinopteri; Kurtiformes; Apogonidae. Gene Ontology annotation, molecular function: protein binding; GTPase activator activity. The transcript is spliced from 24 exons. The record is from RefSeq and is a predicted model, not a curated record. The coding region runs from base 147 to 2654 and encodes 835 amino acids.
CAGGACUGACUGUGGGAAGGGAACCACUGCUGGAGCUGCACACAAACGGACCAUCACAGCCUGGUAUCGGAUACUUAUCUGUGCUUUACUUCACCCGGGACAUGAGAUCUGCAUUUUAGACACGACGACUUUUAUUCCAGCCCAAAAUGACGGUGGACUUUGAAGACUGUAUUAAAGAUUCACCCCGGUUUAGGGCAAAUAUUGAUGAGGUGGAAACAGAUGUUGUGGAAAUCGAGGCAAAACUUGAUAAGCUGGUGAAGCUAUGCAGUGGGAUGAUCGAAGCGGGGAAGGCGUACGUCAGCGCCAACAAGCUCUUUGUCUGCGGCAUCCGGGAUCUGUCUCAGCAGUGCAAGAAGGAUGAGAUGAUCUCGGAGUGCCUGGAAAAGUGCGGGGAAAGCCUCCAAGAAAUCAUCAACUACCACAUGAUUCUGUUUGAUCAGGCUCAGCGGUCGAUAAAACAGCAGUUGCACAACUUCAUAAAAGACGAUGUGCGGAAAUUCAAGGAGACCAAGAAGCACUUUGACAGAGUCCGUGAGGAUAUGGAAAUCGCCCAGGUGAAGAACGCUCAAGCACCAAGAAACAAACCUCAUGAGGUGGAAGAAGCCACCAGCACGCUCAGCAUCACCCGCAAAUGCUUCAGACACCUCGCUCUGGACUACGUUCUCCAGAUUAAUGUCCUUCAAGCAAAGAAGAAAUUUGAGAUCCUAGAUGCUAUGCUGUCAUUCAUGCACGCCCAGUAUUCGCUGUUCCAGCAGGGCUACAACCUGCUAGAUGAGAUCGACCCAUACAUGAAGAAACUUGCUGCUGAGCUGGAUCAGCUUGUGAUUGAUUCAGCCAUGGAGAAGAGGGAAAUGGAGCAUAAACAUGCAACCAUUCAGCAGAGGACCCUCAUGCAGGACUUUUCCUAUGAUGACUCUAAGGUGGAGUUCAAUGUGGACGCUCCUAAUGGUGUGGUGAUGGAGGGCUACCUGUUUAAGAGGGCCAGCAAUGCAUUCAAGACCUGGAACAGGCGGUGGUUUUCCAUACAGAACAGUCAGCUGGUUUAUCAGAAGAAGCUCAAGGAUUCUCUGACAGUGGUGGUGGAAGACCUCAGGCUGUGCUCCGUUAAACCAUGUGAGGAUAUCGAGAGGAGGUUCUGCUUUGAGGUCGUCUCUCCCUUCAAGAGUUGCAUGCUUCAAGCUGAGUCUGAGAAGCUUAGACAGGCCUGGAUCCAGGCAGUUCAAGCUAGCAUUGCGUCAGCCUACAGAGAGAGCCCAGAUACCUACUACAUAGAGCAUUUAGACAGAACAGCGUCCCCGUCCACCAGCAGCAUCGACUCCGCUAGUGAACCACGGGAGCGCAGCGCCCGAGGGGAAACCAUCCUUCAACGGAUUCAGUGUUUACCGGGUAACGAACAGUGCUGUGACUGCGGCCAGGCCGACCCUCGCUGGGCUUCCAUCAACCUGGGCAUCCUGCUGUGCAUCGAGUGCUCUGGCAUCCACAGAAGUUUAGGAGUUCACUGUUCGAAGGUCCGCUCACUCACGCUGGACACAUGGGAACCAGAAUUAUUAAAGUUAAUGUGCGAGCUCGGAAACAGUGUCAUCAACCAUAUAUAUGAAGGCUCAUAUCAAGAGCAAGGUCUGAAGAAACCACUGCCAUCCAGUUCAAGGCAAGAAAAAGAGGCUUGGAUUAAGGCCAAGUACGUAGAGAAGAAAUUCCUGAAGAAACUGGGCUCCACAGAGAUCCUCAUCAACGGAGAGAGGAAGUCAGAGCGGCGGUGGAGUGUGAAGAAAUGCCGGCGACACAACAGUGCGACUACGGUACCAAAAACACGACGAAGAUACCGGCAGGAACCCGGAAGCACCUCCCCUUCCACCCUCUCCUCAGCAGCUGCUAAGUUCAGACGAGAAUCCCUGUUUUGUCCCGAUGAGCUGGACUCUCUCUUCUCCUACUUUGAUACAGGAUCUGGGCCUCGAAGUCCGGCAGGUCUCAGCAGUGACAGUGGGUUAGGAGGCAGCACAGACGGAAGCACAGACAUCCUGGUGUUUGGGUCAGUGGUCGACAGCGUCACAGAGGAGGAGUGUGAGGUGUCAGAAGAUUCAAGUGGUGAAGCUGAGCUGGAGGCCGAGCCGGAGACCUCAGACCCAGAGGACAUCAGAGACCUUCAUCCUGGGAUGCUCCUUUACAAAGCCUCCAAAGCCCGAAACCUGCCUGUCAUGGCUGAAGCACUAGCCCACGGGGCAGACGUCAAUUUGGUAAAUGACGAGGAUGAGGGGAAGACGCCCCUUAUACAAGCUGUGAUUGGGGGAUCAUUGAUAGCCUGCGAGUUCCUGCUGCAGAACGCUGCUGACGUCAACCAAAGAGACGCGAGAGGGAGGGGUCCCCUGCACCACGCCACAUAUCUGGGACACACUGGGCAGGUGUGUUUAUUCCUCAAAAGGGGAGCUACACAGAACGAUGGGGAUGAUGACGGCCAGGAUCCUUUGAGUAUAGCCGUGCAGCAAGCAAAUGCAGAUAUAGUCACACUGUUGCGUCUGGCCAGGAUGAAUGAAGAGAUGCGAGAGUCUGAGGGACCCUUUGGCCAGCCAGGUCAAUACCCAAUCAGCAGCCCUACUGAGCAACAGUAUAAGAAAUGCAUUCAGGAGUUUAUCUGUCUCACUAUAGCCGAGUGCUAGAGAAAGCCUCACUUUUUAUGUAUUAAGUCCAGUCAGGUUAAACUACAGUGUAAACAAAAACAAAAAAAAAAGUGAAGGGGGUGCCAGCAGACAUAAGACUGUCAGUUUUCAACACCAGAUCAAGUGAUUAUUGCAUAUAUUCAGAUCAUUUCCAGGGUUCGUGUCUUCUGCCAGCAGUUCGCUCCCAUCUCAGGAUCACAUCAGAACUCAGUUUAAUCUUCCUGUAAUGAUGUCAGAUGUGACCGGUGUGCUUAAAGAUACUGUAGACGCGUUUAGUGAGGUGCUGAUCAGUCCAGUCACAAAUCACUGCCAUGGAAGAUGGUUUUUUUUUUCAUCUUUUCAGGGUAAUUUCAGCACUAUAGUCAGUCAGUCAGUCACUAGACCACCACUGAAGUCAUCAGCAGUGUAUACGGGACCAAUCUCAUCAUAAAAAAAAUUGGAAUUACUAGAGAAUACGUGGAGCUUUGAACCAAAGAACUGCCACAUGUCACAUCCAAGCAUUCCUAGGUUUAAUUUUAACAUGUGAUUUGUUAUGAUAAUCCAAUGCUAAUCAGUAUUUAUAGCACAGAUGGUACAAAACAGAUGUCAAAGUAAGUAAUACACAGGGGAUUCAGCCAGUUCACUGGGUUGUUAUUUAAUAAUGCAAAUGACAGUUUAUUGGCUGUACAUUUUAUUAUCUAAAUGAUGUGCAUCUGCAGAGGUGGCAGGGCUCUUCAACACCCAGUCCUGUGGUGUAACUGUGACUGAGAGUAAAUGAUACAACUACAAGUGUCAUUUCUCUGUUUUGAUUAAGAGAUUGAGCGAGUAAAGCUUUUAUCUAAAAUUUAAGAGCAAAAUUAUGCACUUUUCUUACUAACAGUAAUUACAAUUCUGUUUUUGCUCUUAUUCCUUCAUUUUACAGGGUUAUUUUUUUUGUUUUUAUUUAUGGAGAAAUGCCCAGAGCAAUAGUGCAAUGAUUAUUUCACUACAGAUAAUCUGUAUUUUUUGUAUUAUGUUUGACAGCAAUGCAGAUGGUAUUUUUUUAAGCUGGAUCUAUUUUGUUAGAUUUUAUUUUACCGAGCACUCACGCAGUAGUAGUGUUGCUGUAUAUUCUCAUUCUGAGAAAGAAAGCCAAUACUCCACAUUUUCAUAAUGUACAAUCACUAUUCUGCAGAACCGACUGCAGAGGAAGAUGGACUUUUUGAUAAAAUCACACUCUACUCACAUAUUCUUCUGUAUAUAACGUAUUUGUAUGUAAAAAUGUUUGUUGACAACAUUGAUCUGAUGUGUCAUGACUCUAUUAGAUUUCUGUUUGUUUGUUUGUUUAUAGUGCACGGGUUUCUGUUACCCAGGUCUUCCUAAACCCUGUUGCUUUUAUUUACUUCUGUACCCAGUGUAUGUGAAUAUUUGACAUUAGUAUUACUGAAUAAUGUUAAUGCCCAUGCUACACUAUAUACUGCCAAAUUGUGAUGACAGUGCAUGGAAUGACAUUCAUGAAUCACUAUGUCAAGUCCUACCAUCUUGAAUUGGCUGGAUAAGGCUAGUGCAGAAACGCUUGAUGACAAUGAACAUGGCAGUCUAGACACUGCUUGAAACAGAAUUCAAUCAAUUUUACAUUACAUUAAAGAGCACAGAUUGAAGUGUGGCCAGUGCAUAGGCAGUACAAGUGAGAUAAUGGGGUUGAUUAGAUGGAAAUGGUAGACUGCUGCUCUGUAAAUGAUGUCAAAUCACUGGAAUAUGUGGACCCAAAUGGACAAAUCGUUACUUUAAAGAAUAACCCCGAAUUACCUUUUUCCAAAGAUGAUCCAGACUGUUGGUAUUUGAUUCAAGCCAAAGACCAAACACAGUUUUCAGAGAGCCAGCAGCUCAUUUCUACCAGCAGAGCAUGAAUCCAAAGAGAUUUUUAUCUCUUAUUAGGGACCAUGUGGGAGUUAUUGGGGUGGGGUGGGUGAACACUAAUGUUGUUUAUAUCACUGUUAUCUAGAUCAGUAGGUCUCAUCCACAUGAAGUUGCACCUAGUUUUACAGAAACCGAACAAAUGUCGGUGAAGCGAAUUCACUGUGCCAUAAUGUGCGUUUUGAAAAAUAUACACAUAUUUAGAUGUCUGUUUUCAGAGUACAUUACAUAGUUAACAUCAUAGCUGUAUGGUUUAUUCUUAAGAAAAUGAAUUUAACAUGACUGCAUAAUGCGAACCCUUAGGCCUA